UACCGCUCUCAGAAACAAGAAGGUCGCACAUAGCAGCGUUGUAUUGAGGCAGAGGAGAAACCAAACUUUGAAUCAUGCUGGGACAAGCUGUAAGACGAUUCACAACGUCUGCUGUUCGUUCUUCACACUAUGCUGAAGGACCAGGGAAGAAUCUGCCAUUUUCCGUGGAGAAUAAGUGGCGUCUGCUGGGUAUGAUGGUGUUGUUCUUUGGCAGUGGCUUUGCAUUCCCCUUCAUUGUUGUCAGACAUCAGCUCCUGAAGAAGUAAAAUGGCCCAGUGCUAUUAUACAGCCUUCAAGGUCAUCAGCUGGAACAUAUUUAUCCAUCAGAGUUCUGUCCCUGCAGAAGAAUGGAAAUCUCUUAAUUGUCUUUGUAAAUAAAGUUUCCUCAAAUAUGAA
Seriola aureovittata is the source of this 396-nucleotide messenger RNA. RefSeq names its product cytochrome c oxidase subunit 7C, mitochondrial. Gene Ontology annotation, biological process: mitochondrial electron transport, cytochrome c to oxygen. The transcript is spliced from 3 exons. The record is from RefSeq and is a predicted model, not a curated record. Bases 75 to 266 code for a protein of 63 amino acids. NCBI's taxonomy places the organism in Eukaryota, Metazoa, Chordata, Actinopteri, Carangiformes, Carangidae.